This is a messenger RNA of Cuscuta epithymum, 2855 nucleotides long. NCBI's taxonomy places the organism in Eukaryota, Viridiplantae, Streptophyta, Magnoliopsida, Solanales, Convolvulaceae. The record is from the annotation of a GenBank genome assembly.
GACUAUAACGAGGACAUGUUAUAGAGGAUUGCUGGAUAAGUUUGAAAAAAUGCGUGUGAAUUGCUUUUGCAAUUUGAGUGAGGUUGGUAAGCGAAUCAAGGAAAAGUUGAAUGAAGAAGAAAUAACACUUUUUAGAAGUUCAGUUUUAGGCUGGAUUCUAGAUAUAGAACAUAUGCCACGAUUAAGUGGGCAACUCAACAUUUGUUUCGUAGCAAACUAUAUUGAGGAGUUCAAUGGUAACGUUGAAAAGGAUGUUAUAAGAUUCCAUGUAGCCAAUAGUCUGAUAAGCUUUACAAAAGCAGAUUUGGCAAUAGUCACCGGUUUGAAGAUAAAUGGGGUGAAACCGGCAGUAUCUGAUAACGUGGGUGGGGAUAUGUGCAGAAGGUAUUUUGGUACCAAAGAAGUAAUAGUGAGGCAGGAUAUUGUUCAAGCUUUGGAGAGGUACAACAGAAACAAUCCAGGAACAGAAGAGAAUGAUGGUCUUAAACUAGGACUACUCUAUGCUUUAGCACAUGGAUUGUUUGGAAACCAAUACGCGAUUCGCUUGCCAGGGAAAUAUAUUAACUUGGUACAAGACUUAGAUGCAUUCAAUUCUUACCCUUGGGGUGAUGAUGUCUGGGAUGAUCUAGUCUCAAAUAUGAAGAACAACGCAGAAGCACUCAAGUUCUGCACACGUAAAAGAGUGGCGUUCACAGCUUGUAUGCAAGCAAUACAAAUCUGGGCCUUCGAGACCUUUCCAAUAUUGGCUAAUGAAAGGCUAUGCUAUGUUAUAAAAGACAAAGAAAAUGUCAUUCCUAGGACAUUGAAGUGGGCUUUUCACAAGAAACCAUCAAUACAAAAAUUUUGUGAACUCAUUUUCAGUAAUGACAAGUUUGAGUGGACAAAAAUAGUUCCAAGUGCAGAUGAGAUCCAAAGAAUCCAAGGACUUGUAGGAGGGGAAAGCAAUGAAGCAAAGGACCUGAGAAUUGAUGCAACCAAAAAGAACACAAAGCAGAGCAAAAAGGAUGCAAGAGGAAAAAAAGGAAAAGAAAUACAGAGAGCAAAUUCAGGAGGAAACAAUAAAAGAAAAAAGGCAGGACAGAAAGAAAAAGGAGAGUGCAGUAGGCGAGUGUUGAGAAAAAAAGGUAAGGUGGUUGAUAGUGAAGAAUCUAGGUCCAAUGAAAGUGGGGAUGAGUCAAAGGCAGGAAAGGGCAUAAUCAUGAAGACACUAGUUAAGCAGUCCAAAGAAAUUGCCAAUAUGCGUGCAGAGAUAAAAGAAAUGAAAAUAAAUCAAGAUGCAAUGCUAAAGAAGAUUCUGAGUCUUGUGAAGGAAAUAUCAAAGACAAAAGGAAAGAAGGAAGUGAUGAAGGACAGAGAGGACAUGGAAGAUGAAGCUAUGAAGGAUAUCAGUGAUGAGCACAGUAGCACGGAUGGCAAUGAGAGUGAAAGCUCUGAAGAAGAUUCUCAGGAGAAUGACAAGGAUGAAGCUAUGAAGGAUGUGAGUGAUCAGAAAAGUAGCACGCCUGACAACGAGAAUGAAAGCUCUGAAGAAGAUUCUCAGGAGAAUGACAAGGAUGUGAGUUAUCAGAAAAGUAGCACACCUGACAACGAGAAUGAAAGCUCUGAAAAAGAUUCUCAGGAGAAUGACAAGGAUGAAGCAAUAAAGGAUGUGAGUGAUCAGAAAAGUAGCACUCCUGACAAUGAGAAUGAAAGCUCUGAAGAAGAUUCUCAGGAGAAUGACAAGGAUGAAGCAAUAAAGGAUGUGAGUGAUCAGAAAAGUAGCACUCCUGACAAUGAGAAUGAAAGCUCUGAAGAAGAUUCUCAAGAGAAUGACAAGGGGAAGCAGAAAGAUGAGCAGCAAGCUGAUGAUACAGAAGUUGACAAUGAAACAAUUGCCCAAAGAAUUGCUAAAAUGAAGAACGAUGCUCCAAAUUUUAAUCUCUUAAGUCAGACUCAUGAAGGAAAAGAUCUAAGUGAAGAGACAAUUGCCCAAGGAAUUGCUAACAUGGAGAACGAUGCUCCAAAUUUUAAUCUCUUAAGUCAGACUGAUGAACGAAAAGAACCAAGUGAAGAGACCCAAGGAAUUGCUAACAUGAAGGACGAUGCUCCAAAUUUUAAUCUCUUAAGUCAGACUGAUGAAGGAAAAGAACUAAGUGAAAAAGAAGAAAUCAUGAUUAAUUUGACUGGGAGUAAAAGAAACACAGAAGGUGGGCCACAGAAAGAAAAGACCACAAAUAAUAUUGAAGACGGUAAAGAACAGGCAGAGGGAUCUGGAAAGGAAAAGGAUGAAAACAAAAAACAAAAAAUGCAAAGUGAUCAGAAAACUUCUGAGGAAGCAGACAAUGAAAUUUGGAGUCAGGAAAACUCACAAUUCAUUAGAGAAUUGGUUAUGAAUGCCGAAAUGACUGAAAGACUAAUGCUUGGAAAAGGAACCUUGCAAGAGGACAAGGAAACAGAAGAUAAGGAGACAGAAGAUAUUCAAAGCAAAGUGCAGAAAACAUCUACAAAAACUCAAAGGACAAAAAGAAGAGCCAAAUCUCCAGAUAGAUACACACCAGCGGGGCAGAGUGCUGAUGCAAAAAGAAGAAGAAAAGAAAGAGCAAAAAGAGUGGCAGAAGAAGAAUUCUUACCACCAUGUAAAGAGAUGUAUGGGCCGUUCUCAGAAGACCCAACAGACGCUAUUGAUCAAGAGGAAGUGAAUAAAUUCACAGAAUACUUGAAGAUUGGGCUGAUGAAAAAACCAAAGAAGGAACACAACGUGAUUAGAAGAUACAAGGCCGACUACGAGAUAAUGUCCAGUAAUCCUUUGAUUUUGGACACCAUGAAGAUAGAGUCAAAAACAUGGUUGCAUGAUCUGUUUGUAAACCACCAAUGGC